AUGUCAAAAGCUAAAAGACCAGUCGAAUCUGACUCUCCAAUCGAGAAUGUCAAGAAGCAAAAAGUUGAAUCCACACCAGAAUCAGCACCAUCAAAGGGAAUCGUUGAGACAGAUGUUGGUAUAACUAGUUAUAUAUCUCAAGAUUUAGCUGGGUUCACAGGUACUUUGAAGCAAAGAUACACUGAUUUCUUGGUCAAUGAAAUCGAUUUACAAGAUAAUGUUGUCCAUUUUACAGACGAGGGUAUUCCUGAUAAGAAACAACGUCGUCGUGAACGCAGAGAGAAUGAAAGAGAUGUUCAAAAAGAAGAGGAACCAAAAGAAGAACCAAAAGAAUUUCAACUUGAUGCUGCUCAUAGAAUCAAAUUAUUAGAAAACUUCGGUGAAGAAGAACUAUCCAAGAUUGAAGAAGUUUUGAAAAAUGGCUCAAAAUUCGAAUCCUCUAAAGUUUUUAAUGAAAAGAAAACUCGUGGUGAAAUUCAUCAAUUGUUCAGAGAAGCUUUCCAAAGUAAGAUCGAAACCAAAACCACUGAUAAAAACACUUUCCAAUUUUCAUUAGCCACUCGUAACUCAAGAGCUUUUAAGCCAAAGCAACAAGUUGACACCAGAGAUGAAAAUGGUGUUGAAAAUUAUGGAUUAGGCCCAUUGAAGGAUUUCUUACAUUUCAAAUUAUACAAGGAAAACAAAGAUACAAUGGAAGCUGCAAACUUACUUUCAAAAUUCCUAAGAUUACAACCAAAACAGAUAAGGUAUGCAGGAACAAAAGAUCGUCGUGGUGUUACUGUUCAAAAAUUAUCAAUUUCCAAAAUAAAAGUUGAACGUGUUAAUUCAUUAAACAGAACUCUACGUGGGUUGAAGCUUGGUUCUUUUUCUUAUGAAAAUGAAGGUCUAAGUCUUGGUGAUUUACAUGGUAAUGAGUUCCUUAUCACUUUAAGAGACGUUCAAAGUCUUGAUCCAAGUCAACCUAUUGAAGAAGUCAUUUCAAAAUCCCUUGAAUCUUUGAAAACUCAUGGUUUUAUAAAUUAUUAUGGUAUGCAAAGAUUUGGUACAUUUUCCGUUUCAACACAUACUAUUGGUAAGGAAAUCUUGUUGGGUAAUUGGAAAGCUGCUGCUGAACUGAUUUUAUCAGACCAAGAGUUUGUCUUGCCAGAUUCUAAAGAAGCUAGAAAGAUUUGGUCAGAAAGUAAAGACGUUUCAAAAGCCUUAGAAUUAAUGCCUAGAAAAUGUGUUGCUGAAUACACCAUUUUGAAAUAUUUGAGUACUGAAAAGAAGGAAGAUACUGGAGAUUAUAAAGACCAUUCCUAUUUCCAAGCCAUUAUGAAGAUUCCUAGAAAUUUAAGAAUCAUGUAUGGUCAUGCUUAUCAAAGUUAUAUUUGGAACUCCAUUGCAAGUUUAAGAGUUGACAAAUAUGGGUUAAAAGUUGUUGCUGGUGAUUUGAUUGUUGAAGAAGAGGCUGAAAAACCAGUCAACACUGAUGAAUCUGCUGAAACUGAAAUUUUUGAAGAAGAUGUUAGAACUGAUAAAUACCAAAGAGCAAGACCAGUUACUGAAGAGGAAGCUGCCUCUGGUAAAUUUUCAAUCUAUGACAUUGUUAUACCUACUCCUGGGUUCGAUAUAAACUAUCCAGAAAUCCCUGAUAUCAAGGCAGGUUAUAAAGAAUUGAUGGAAAAAGAUGGUUUGAACCCUGAUGAUAUGGUUAGAAAAGUCAAAGAGUUCUCAUUUGCAGGCUCUUAUCGUUCAUUAAUUGGUAAGGCAAAGAAUCUAGAUUAUCAAAUUAGACAUUAUGAAGAACCAGCUCAACAAUUGGUUUACACAGACUUGGAGCUUUUACACAAGAAACAAAAAGGUGAAGAAGUUGAACAGGUUUUACCAGAUCAAGGUGGUUCAAGAGUUGCAAUAAUCUUGAAAUUUCAAUUAGAAGUUUCAGCUUAUGCUACUAUGGCAUUGAGAGAAGUUAUGAAAGCUGAUACAAGUCGUCGUAGUGAAAUGUGCGACGUUAAAGUUUAG
This is a messenger RNA of Hansenula anomala, 2004 nucleotides long. RefSeq names its product pseudouridine synthase PUS7 (gene PUS7). Gene Ontology annotation, biological process: pseudouridine synthesis. Gene Ontology annotation, molecular function: RNA binding; pseudouridine synthase activity. The record is from RefSeq and is a predicted model, not a curated record. Gene Ontology annotation, cellular component: nucleus. The coding region runs from base 1 to 2004 and encodes 667 amino acids. The transcript has a single exon. Lineage: Eukaryota; Fungi; Ascomycota; Saccharomycetes; Phaffomycetales; Wickerhamomycetaceae.